Actinia tenebrosa (Australian red waratah sea anemone) is the source of this 1287-nucleotide messenger RNA. RefSeq names its product UDP-glucuronic acid decarboxylase 1. The record is from RefSeq and is a predicted model, not a curated record. Gene Ontology annotation, biological process: D-xylose metabolic process. Lineage: Eukaryota; Metazoa; Cnidaria; Anthozoa; Actiniaria; Actiniidae. Gene Ontology annotation, molecular function: UDP-glucuronate decarboxylase activity; NAD+ binding. Gene Ontology annotation, cellular component: cytoplasm.
GAUAUCAAAGAAAAUAAUAGAACAAAUAAAAAAAGAAAUGGAAAGUCAUAAUAUUGAAAUGUUCAGAGAUGCCUUAAAACCAAUAGACCUCCGACUUGCAGCAGUAGAAAAAAGUUUGUUUGACAGAUUACAUGAAAAUGGUCAAAAGAAAUAUCUUCCUGUAAAGUAUUUAGCAGAAGCAGACCGCAAGAGAAUAUUAAUUACAGGUGGUGCCGGGUUUGUUGGCUCUCAUCUUACAGAUGCAUUAAUGAUGUUAGGACAUGAGGUUACAGUAGUUGACAACUACUUCACUGGGAGAAAACAAAAUGUUGAACAUUGGGUAGGUCAUGAAAACUUUGAAUUAAUUAACCAUGACGUGGUAGAACCAUUGCUGAUUGAAGUCGAUCAGAUCUACCACUUGGCAUCACCUGCUUCUCCACCUAAUUAUAUGUACAACCCUAUUAAGACUAUCAAGACAAAUGCAAUAGGUACAUUGAAUAUGCUUGGCUUGGCUAAAAGAGUACAUGCAAGGCUACUCUUAGCUUCAACCAGUGAGAUUUAUGGAGAUCCAGAACAACAUCCGCAAAAUGAGGAUUACUGGGGUCAUGUGAAUCCUAUCGGUCCAAGAGCGUGCUAUGACGAAGGCAAGAGAGUUGCAGAAACUAUGUGUUAUGCCUAUGCAAAACAGGAGGGUGUGGAGGUUCGAGUGGCUCGAAUAUUCAACACCUUUGGUCCUAGGAUGCACAUGAGUGAUGGUCGUGUAGUUAGUAACUUUAUUAUGCAGGCUCUACAAGAGAAACCGCUGACCGUUUAUGGCUCAGGAAAACAGACCAGAUCUUUUCAAUAUGUCAGUGAUUUGGUUAACGGUUUAAUAUUGCUUAUGAACUCCAACUAUUCCAAGCCAAUCAAUAUCGGGAACCCUGAUGAACACUCAAUUAUGGAAUUUGCUCAAAUUAUUAAACACGCCAUUGGAGGCAGCGCACCAAUCAUCAACGAGCAUGAGAAGGAAGAUGACCCCCAACGAAGAAAGCCUGAUAUUUCACGAGCUCGAAAAUAUUUGGGCUGGAAACCAGAGGUUCCUCUGCCAAUUGGAAUCAAUAGGACGAUCGAAUACUUUAAAAGAGAGCUUAGAAAAUCCAAAAAAUCCAAAUUAACUGAUUUAUAGAAAAUUCAGUGAUAUGAUAAAUAGAGGAUAUUACAUGGGCGUGCGGAGAUACGAAAUUUAUCUUCGAGUGUUGAAAAGAUCUCUCACGAGUGAGCGCAGGGAAUGAGCCGGUGAGAGAUUUUCAACACGAGAAGAUAAAUUGC